AUGAGAAGAAGAAGAAGAAGAACUUCUUGGGAAAGAUCGUCAUCUUUGAUCGUAUCAUCGGCGAAACCGAGAGCUUUGAUUUCGGUUUCCGAUAAAACGAACUUGGACAAGUUAGCUUCCGGUUUAGUCGCUCUCGGUUUUGAAGUCAUCUCCACCGGUGGCUCCGCCAAGUUUAUUCAAGACAAGAACAUUCCGGUGACUUCGGUGGACUCGGUGACUUCGUUUCCGGAGAUGUUGGACGGAAGAGUGAAAACGUUGCACCCGGGGAUUCACGGCGGAAUUUUAGCGAGAAGAGAGAAUGAAACGCACAUGAAGCAGAUUUCAGAACACAACAUCGAUUUAAUCGACGUCGUCGUCGUGAACUUGUAUCCGUUUCGAGAGACGGUUUUAGGCGGGAAGGCGUUUGAGGAGUGCGUGGAGAACAUCGACAUCGGUGGACCGGCUAUGAUCCGAGCAGCGGCAAAGAACCAUCCGCACGUGAGCGUUGUCGUCGAUCCGAACGAUUACGAUGAGUUGUUGGAGAACUUGAAGAAGGAUGGUUCCAAUUUGGAUUUCAAAAAGUUGCUCGCGUGGAAGGCGUUCCAACACUGCGCUUCCUACGACGCCUCGGUGGCGGAGUAUUUGUGGCAAGAAGAUUCCAUCGGCCACGGCAAACCUGCUCCAGAGAAGACGGUUUCUAUGACUUUGUUGAACGAGUUGAGAUAUGGGGAAAAUCCGCACCAACCGGCGGCGGUGUAUUCGGACAGCACGUUGGCCGAGUCAUCGGGUACCGGCGUCGCUCGAUCCAUCGUGCACCACGGUAAAGAGAUGUCGUACAACAACUACUUGGAUGCGGAAGCGGCGUAUUCAUGCGCUUGCGAUUACCCGUCCUCGGACAGAACGUGCGUCAUCGUCAAGCACACGAAUCCGUGUGGUAUUGCCUCGGAAUCUGCCACCGGCGGUGACUUGUUGGAGGCGUACCGAUUAGCCGUUCGAGCCGAUCCAAUCUCCGCUUUUGGCGGCAUCGUCGCUUUCAAUUGCACGGUGGACGAAGAAAUGGCCCGAGAAAUUCGCGAAUUUCGCUCACCGACCGAUGAUGAAACGAGAAUGUUUUACGAAAUUGUCAUCGCUCCGUCGUACACGGAAAAAGGCUUGGAAGUUUUGAAAGGAAAAUCGAAAGCGUUGAGAAUUUUAGAGACGAAACCGAGAGCGGCGGACGCGCCGAUGGGUUUGCGCCAAGUCGGCGGUGGAUGGUUGAGCCAAGAACCAGACUCGUUAGUCCCGGAAGACAUUGAAUUCACAUCUGUCUCUGCGACCAAGCCGACUGAAGACCAAUUAGAAGCCUUGCGAUUCGCGUGGAGAGCUGUGAAACACGUCAAAUCCAACGCCAUCACCGUCGCCAAGAAGGGCAAAUUGUUAGGCAUGGGUUCUGGUCAACCGAACAGAGUAAACUCCGUCCGCAUCGCGUUAGAAAAAGCUGGAGACGACGUCGAAGGUUCCGUCUUAGCUUCCGACGCGUUCUUUCCGUUUGCUUGGGGUGAUUCCGUCGAGAAAGCGUGCCAAGCCGGCGUCAAAGCCAUCGCUCAUCCGGGCGGAUCUAUGAGAGACCAAGACGCCAUCGAUUGUUGCGACAAGUAUGGCGUCGCCUUGGUCACCACCGGUGUCAGACACUUUAGACAUUAA
Bathycoccus prasinos is the source of this 1662-nucleotide messenger RNA. RefSeq names its product bifunctional phosphoribosylaminoimidazolecarboxamide formyltransferase/IMP cyclohydrolase. Gene Ontology annotation, molecular function: phosphoribosylaminoimidazolecarboxamide formyltransferase activity; IMP cyclohydrolase activity. Bases 1 to 1662 code for a protein of 553 amino acids. The transcript has a single exon. NCBI's taxonomy places the organism in Eukaryota, Viridiplantae, Chlorophyta, Mamiellophyceae, Mamiellales, Bathycoccaceae. Gene Ontology annotation, cellular component: cytosol. Gene Ontology annotation, biological process: 'de novo' IMP biosynthetic process. The record is from RefSeq and is a predicted model, not a curated record.